CAUCAUCCAGUUCGGUUUUGUCACUUAAUCGGAACGGAAAAUUUUCACUUUAUUAGCAUUUGUGCGUACAAUUUGAUAGUUUCUAUCAAAUUCAAUCAAAUCUUCUCAGUGAAAAAGUUAUUCGACUUCAUAAUUUUGAGGAACAGAUAGUUUUGAUCAAAUAAUAUUCCCAAAAUGAGUUCGGUUAUGGAUGAUUUAACAAAGGAACAAAUUGCGCUUUUGCGCAAUGCGUUCAAUGCCUUCGAUCCAGAAAAAAAUGGCUACAUCAACACUGCUAUGGUUGGCACCAUUUUGAGUAUGUUAGGUCACCAACUCGAUGAUGACACAUUAGCUGGCAUUAUUGCUGAAGUCGAUGAGGAUGGUUCCGGACAGAUUGAAUUCGAAGAAUUUACAACAUUAGCUGCCCGCUUCUUAGUUGAAGAAGAUGCAGAAGCUAUGCAGGCGGAGCUUAAAGAGGCUUUCCGUUUGUAUGACAAAGAAGGCAAUGGCUAUAUCACAACUGGUGUCUUACGUGAAAUUUUGCGUGAAUUGGAUGAUAAACUAACUAAUGAUGAUUUGGACAUGAUGAUUGAGGAAAUUGAUUCUGAUGGAUCUGGCACCGUGGACUUCGAUGAAUUCAUGGAAGUCAUGACCGGGGAAUAAAUAUAACAACUGUUAGGACCACCUGCGCCGUACGAGCAUCCAAAUUUUGAGUUAGGAAACUAUUUCGGUCACCUACACACACAUAUAAACAU
Messenger RNA from Teleopsis dalmanni, 734 nucleotides. Its product is annotated as troponin C-like. The record is from RefSeq and is a predicted model, not a curated record. Bases 175 to 642 code for a protein of 155 amino acids. Gene Ontology annotation, molecular function: enzyme regulator activity; calcium ion binding. NCBI's taxonomy places the organism in Eukaryota, Metazoa, Arthropoda, Insecta, Diptera, Diopsidae. The transcript has 4 exons.